Dryobates pubescens (Downy woodpecker) is the source of this 1079-nucleotide messenger RNA. RefSeq lists its product as uncharacterized. Bases 23 to 1075 code for a protein of 350 amino acids. The transcript is spliced from 3 exons. Gene Ontology annotation, biological process: peptidyl-serine phosphorylation; peptidyl-threonine phosphorylation. Lineage: Eukaryota; Metazoa; Chordata; Aves; Piciformes; Picidae. Gene Ontology annotation, molecular function: ATP binding; protein serine/threonine kinase activity. The record is from RefSeq and is a predicted model, not a curated record.
AGCUCGGUCGUGGCCAGGACCCAUGGAGGAGUCAGAUGAGGAUGAGGAGGACAAUGAAGAGUUCCUGGAGCGGCUGAUGGCUCGCACGGGGCAGGAGGUGCCCCAGCAAGAGCUGGAGGACCACUACGCCGUGCUGGAGGAGCUGGGCAGCGGCACCUACGGGCGAGUGGUGCUGACGGAGCCCCGCGAUGGGGGCUCAGCGGUGGUCCUGAAGCUGCUGCUGAAGGAGAAGACUUCUCGGCAAGGGUUCCUGCGGGAGUACUGCAUCGGGCGCUGCCUGGCUGGGCACGGUGCCUGCCUGCGGGCACUGCCCCUUGCCUUCGAGACCGCCACACACUUCGCCUUUGCGCAGGAGCUGGCACCCGCCGGGGACCUCUGUGCCCUGCUCAGCCCCGGGGAGGGGCUGGCAGAGGAGCUGGUGAAACGCUGUGCCCAGCAGCUGGCACAGGCCCUGGACUUCAUGCACAGCCACGGCCUGGUGCACCGUGAUGUGAAGCUGGACAACGUCCUCCUCUUCGACCCCCAGUGCCAGAGGGUGAAGCUGGGUGACUUUGGGCUGACCAGGGUGCAGGGCUCGCCUGUGGGGGCCAUGUCUGGCACCCUGCCCUAUGCCCCCCCCGAGCUCUGCCAGCUGCAGGGCUCUGAGAUGCUGGAGCUGGACUCCAGCCUGGACGUCUGGGCCUUCGCUGUCCUCCUCUUCUGCCUCUGCACAGGUUGCUUCCCCUGGGCCCUGGCUGCCAGCUCUGACCCCCAGUUCCAGGACUUCAGCGCCUGGCAGGAGGGGGUGGAGGGGCAGGGGGUGCCAGUAGCCUGGCAGAGCUUCAGCUCUGGGGCGCUGGAGAUGUUCCAGCGCCUGCUGCAGCUGGACCCUGACCGGCGCAGCCCUGCCAUGGAGGUGCAGAAGUACCUGGCCCUGCCCUGGCUGGCAACUGCCAGUGCCACAGAGGUGCCACCCAGCAGCCCCCAGUCCCCCCUGAGCGGUGGCAUCAGGGAGAGCCCAGGGGGCAGCGGGGGCAUGGGUGGGGCAGAUGGGGUCCUCAUGCCCCCUGCCAGUGCCCUGGCCCCCUGCUGGUAGCCAG